Passer domesticus (house sparrow) is the source of this 2296-nucleotide messenger RNA. RefSeq names its product ribonucleoprotein PTB-binding 1-like. Lineage: Eukaryota; Metazoa; Chordata; Aves; Passeriformes; Passeridae. The record is from RefSeq and is a predicted model, not a curated record. Gene Ontology annotation, molecular function: mRNA binding. The transcript has 14 exons. Bases 136 to 2172 code for a protein of 678 amino acids. Gene Ontology annotation, cellular component: nucleus.
CCCGCUGCCGUCCAAUCCCAGCCUCGCACACAACCACCCCUCCCUCCCACCCAAUAGCAACCCCCGUCUCCUCCUCACUGUUUUCCCGCGCCGCCCAAUCCCCGCCUGGGAUACUCGCGGCCGGCCCCUCCUCCAAUGAGAAGCGGCGUUGUUGGCGCGGCGGGCGGCGGCGGGGCCAAGAUGGCGGCGGCGCUGUCGGUGCGCGGGGCCGGGCCCGGGCCCGGAGCGGAGCCCCCGGCGGGGCCCGACCUGGCCCCCGAGGAGGCGCUGCCGCCGCUGGACCCCGCCGAGGUGCGGAGCCGCCUGGAGCACAGCGAGCGCCAGUUCCGCAACCGGCGGAAGGUGCUGAUCCGCGGCUUGCCGGCGGACGUGACCAACCAGGACAUCCACGAGCUGCUGAAGGACUACGAGCUCAAGUAUUGCUUCGUGGACAAGCACAAGGGCACGGCCUUCGUCACGCUGCAGACGGCCGAGCAGGCGGCGUCGGCGGUCGGCCGCCUGCAGGGCAGCGCGCUGCGGCAGCGCCCGCUGCGCGUGCAGCUGCAGCCCUCGGAGGCCGUGCUGUGCGUGGCCAACCUGCCGCGCGCGCUGCCGCAGCCGCAGUUCGAGGAGCUGCUGCGGCCCUUCGGCAGCCUGGAGCGCUGCUUCCUGGUCUACAGCCCCACAACAGGGCACUCCAAGGGCUACGGCUUCGUGGAGUUCAUGAGGCGCGACGCGGCGGCGCGGGCGCGCGGCGAGCUGCAGGGCCGGCGGCUGCAGGGCCGCAGCCUGCACGUGCACUGGGCGGACGCGGCGCAGCUCAGCGCCGAGGGGCUGCACUCGCGCUGCCUCUGCGUGGACAGGCUGCCCCCGGGGUUUUGUGACCUGCAGGGGCUCAGGGCCGCCUUCGAGAGGGUCUGCGCGCCCACCUUCUGCCAGCUGGCAGUGGGGCAGGACGGGCGGCCGCGGGGCUUCGCCGUGCUGGAGCUGGAGUCGCCCGAGGCGGCCGAGCGGGCGCAGCUGGCCACGGACGGGCUGGCGCUGGGCGGGCGCCGCAUCCGCGUGUCCUUCUGCGCCCCCGGGCCCUCGGGCCGCGGCACGCUGGCCGCGCUGCUGGCCGCGCAGGCCACGGCUCUGAACAGGGGCAGGGGGCUGCUGCCCGAGCCCACCCUGCUGCAGGUCCUGGCCAGCCUGGGCAACCCGGCCUCGCUGCAGCUGCUGCUGAACCCGCUGCUGCAGGGGGCCCUGGGGGCCAAGCAGGCAGGAAUUUUGGGAGCUGCUCCCUCGCUGCCCCUGGUGCCCAACCCAGCGCUGCCCACGGCUCUGCUGCAGCUGGCCCUGCACGGCCAGGCCCAGAAACCGGGAAUUUUGGGCGAUUCCCCGCUGAGCUCCCUGGCCCAGCCCCCCGGGAAGCUGCUGGGGGAGGUUCCCUCAGGUGCUCCCGUGCCCGGGGAGGGGGCUCAGCCCCGCGGGAAGCCCCUCCCCAAGCCCCCCCCCCAAAUCCCAGCAGGGCGAGAGCGGAGCCCCCACGGUCUCUCUCCUGGGGAGCCCCCCAAAGAUUUGAGGAUCCCCCUCAAUCCCUACCUGAACCUGCAGAGCCUCCUGCCCCCGCCAGGAAAAGGGUUUAAGGUGAAACCUGGAGUUUUGGGGACCCCCCCGGCCGACGCCUUCGCCGUGGACUUCCCGGAUUUGGGGUCCCGGAUUCUCCCCCAGCCCCGCGACCACCCCGGCUCCAUCCUGGGGGGCUUCGGGCCCGGCAGGCUCAAGGUCUCCUCCUCCUCCUCGGGCUUGGACCGGGGGGCUCUGGGACCCCCAGGGCCCCCCUUUUUCUCAGGGUCCCCCCAGCUCCUACUUCAGCAGCGGCCUCCAGGCCGGGCUCAAGCAGAGCCAGCUCAGCAAGGCCGUGCCCGUCCCCCCGAGCUCCGACCCCGUCCUGGCCUUGGCCGCGCCCGGCUCUCACCCCAAGACGCCGCAGGGCGCGCACAAGCGCGGCUCGGCGCAGCUGCUGCCCGAGCCCGAGCCCAGCCCCGAGGGCUCCUACGUGGGGCAGCACUCGCAGGGCCUGGGCGGCCACUACGCCGACUCCUACCUGAAGAGGAAGAGGAUCUUCUAGGGGGGGCACCCCGAAAAACCGCGAAGAGAGCACGAGACAACGCGGAGAAAAUCCCAGAAAAAACCCCGAGAAAAUGCUGAGAAAAUCCCAAAAAAAACCCCCAAAAAAGCCUCGAGAAAAUCCCAAAAAAAAAACCGAAAAACCACGAGAAAAUGCUGAGAAAAUCCCAAAAAAAAAACCCCAAAGGAAACCACGAGACAAUGC